This is a messenger RNA of Mytilus californianus (California mussel), 2224 nucleotides long. RefSeq lists its product as uncharacterized. Gene Ontology annotation, molecular function: ubiquitin-protein transferase activity; zinc ion binding. The transcript has a single exon. Lineage: Eukaryota; Metazoa; Mollusca; Bivalvia; Mytilida; Mytilidae. The record is from RefSeq and is a predicted model, not a curated record. Gene Ontology annotation, biological process: positive regulation of DNA-templated transcription. Gene Ontology annotation, cellular component: nucleoplasm; chromatin. Bases 18 to 1937 code for a protein of 639 amino acids.
UUGAAAGAUACAACAAAAUGGCGAUGUCGGUGGGGAUGAAAGGAGAAAAUUUGAAAGAAGAUAUUGAUGAUCUGCUAAUUUGUACAAUCUGUUUGGAGACAUUCAAAGAACCUAAGUAUCUGCCGUGUCUGCAUACGUUUUGUAAGUCGUGUAUUAAUACAUAUAUUGGUUCAACCGUGAAAGGAAACAAUCCGAAUGGAUUCAAAUGUCCCAUAUGUCGUCGAUCUGUGCCAAUAGGUGAAAAUGAUGAGAAGCCUGACACUUGGGCAAAUAAUUUACCUGGGAACCAUUUUAUCGCAUCACUUAUAGAUAAAAGGGAAUUACAGAAACCCGAUAAGCUAUGUGAUACUUGUUACCAGGACAAACAAAAAGCUCUUUCUUUCUGUACUGUUUGUGAAGAGGCAUACUGUGAAUCGUGCAGAAAGGGCCACACAAUUUAUAAAAUAACAAAAAGUCAUGAAUUAGUACCCAUUAAAGAUAUUAAUGCAGACACUUCCGUUUCCGGUCUUUAUGCUCAUGUUGCUUGUAAAGAACAUCCCUACAAGACGUUAGAAGUUUAUUGUCAGGAUCAUUCAAAACCUUGUUGUACAGUUUGUGCCACUGUCCACCACAGAAAAUGUGAACAGGUUGUCACUAUUGAUAAAGCGGUGACUGGGAUAAAAGCAUCCGAAAAAGCACAAAACCUUAUGAAAAAGUUAACAGAAACGAGUACCACAUUAGGGAAAGUUCUUCAAAACCAAAAAACUAAUAAAGAAAACUUUGAAAACGGAAUAGAAAUAGUUCUACACGAAAUCAUAAAUUUGAGAGAAAAAGUUUGUAAACAUUUAAAAGAACUGGAGGAAAAACUGAAGGAGGAGGCCAACAGUAGCAGGAAAGAAAAAGUAAUUAAGCUUGAUGACAAAACAGCAGAUUUAUCCAGCCUAAAGAAGAUAGUUGAUAACUGGAAGAAUAUAUUCGAAGCUUGUAUUUCUCAAGGAUCAGAAAUACAAUGUCUGGUCAAGAUGGACGAGAUUUUAAACAACCUUCCUCAAACUGUAACUGACAUUUCUAAACUUCUACGUAAAAUAAGGACUAUAUCCGUAAAGUUUGAACAUACAGAUAUCAUUUCAGACAUUAGUUCUCUCGGCAGUUUGAUUUUUAAUGAGCGCCUGCCUUCUAUUCCCGGAAUGAAGAUAGCAAAUUACCAUACCGGGAAAAUCAGAAUAGUGUUCACAAUUAAUGUGACAACACCUGCUGAUAGUGGGAUAUAUUUUAAUAAUGAUAUUAUUUUGACCCAUAAAAGUCAAAAUAAGAUCGUGUACUAUAACUUCAAAGGGCAACAACAAGAACAGUUAAAUAUUCCUCACCUUUUAACAGACAUAAGCAAAGUGAACGAUCAAACAGUCGCUGUAUCGUCCACUGAAAUGAAAAUAUUGGUUCUUAAAGUUAAACCUCUAACUAUCUUAAAGACUUUGAAUAUCAGCAAUCCUGUUUGGGGUAUUUCGUUCUGUGAAAACGAAUUUGUGACUGCUUAUAGUUAUAAAAUAUCUUGGUUAAAUGCUGAAAAUGGUACAGUAGUUAGAAGUCAACCAACAACAGUAGACACAAGAUAUGUUUAUUGUUAUCAGAAAAAUGAGUAUAUUUACUGGGAUAGCGGACAUUCUAUUAAAAGAGAGAGCAAUGAUGGAAAAGGAUUUACGUACAACCAUAGUCUGUUGCAACGCCCCUUCUCCCAGGACGUAGAUAGCGACGGAAACAUUUAUACAACCGGAUAUGAUUCCAGAAACAUUCAUCAGUUGACAUCUACUGGAAAACUCGUACGAAUCAUUCCCAUAUCAGAUAUAGAUAAUACCAUCACAGCUCCGCCGUGGGUAAUAAGGUUCCAGUCAAAUAGUAAUAGAUUUCUACUAACAUUUGAUAGUGGUGCUACUAAAGUCCUUGUGUGUGAAAUUGAUUAGAUUCAUUUAGAAGUGGAACUAUUAAAAACUGACAUGCGAAGGGGACAAAGGUUGUCUGCAGGGAGAAUGAGCCCAUAUCUUGUGAAAAUUUCGAAUGAAUGACAUAUGAUAUAGUCAGUACUUAACCUUCCCGAAAAUUGAUUUAGUUUGUUAUAUUGAACUCUCUUUAUCUAGUGAAGAGAACGUGUCAAGGAUAAAACAAUAUAGUAAUUGAUAGUUGUAUUUUGUGUUGAUUCUUAGUAUCUUAAUUAUAAGUUUAUUUGAAAUGUAUUAAGAUUAAAAACAAU